Acanthochromis polyacanthus (spiny chromis) is the source of this 5560-nucleotide messenger RNA. It is a transcript of the gene polr1a, whose product is annotated as RNA polymerase I subunit A. Gene Ontology annotation, cellular component: RNA polymerase I complex. Gene Ontology annotation, biological process: DNA-templated transcription. Gene Ontology annotation, molecular function: DNA-directed RNA polymerase activity; DNA binding. The record is from RefSeq and is a predicted model, not a curated record. NCBI's taxonomy places the organism in Eukaryota, Metazoa, Chordata, Actinopteri, Pomacentridae.
UCCCACGUGUGAAGCAGAAGGAAUUGCGUCUCAUGUGGUUGAACUUUUCGCCAUGAAGCUGUUUUAAUAAACACUACAGAAGUCUCCGUUAGUCUCCGAAAUGUUGUUCGGAAAAGAAGUGCCAUGGCGGCGCCUGGAGGGCAUGUCGUUCGGCUUGUACUCCGCCGAGGAGCUACGGAAGUUGAGUGUGAAGGCGAUCACUAACUCAAGGUUCCUCGAUGCUGUUGGGAAUGUGGCUCCAAACAGCCUGUAUGAUCUGGCUCUGGGCCCAGCAGAUAACAAAGAGGUGUGUUCAACCUGCUGUCAGGAUUUUAACAACUGUCCAGGACACCUUGGACAUGUCGAGCUGCCUCUGCCUGUCUACAACCCACUGUUCUUUGAUAAACUCUACCUGCUGAUCCGGGGCUCUUGUCUGGCGUGUCACUCGUUAACGUGUCCCCGAGCUGCCAUCCACCUGCUGCUGAACCAGCUCAAGUUAGUGGAACAUGGAGCCAUGCAGGAGGUCUACCAGUUAGAACAGCUUCUCAACCAGCAACUGGAGGAGAAUCCUAGAGCUACUGGGGAUGACAUCGAGCUGUGGCUGAGGGAGUUCACAGACGCCGUAGUUGGGGAGAAAACUGAAGCUUCUGCAAACGUGAAGCCUAUUAAACAUUUGGUUGAGAAGAAGUGCAGCCUGAUAAAUGAGUUUUGGAGUGUCCAGAUGAAAACCAGGAAGUGCCCUCACUGCAGAAGCAGCAGGUCAACAGUCCGUCGUGAACACAACAGUAAGCUGAUCAUCACGAUGCCAUCAGGAGCACAAAGCAGCAGCGGCAAAACUGAUGAGGAUCUGAUGGCUGGAAAGAGAGUCUACCUGACUGCCAGUACAGCCAGAGAACACGUCAACAAGCUGUGGGAGAAAGAAGGUUUCUUUCUGAAGUGUCUGUUCUCGGGGCUGGAGGGAAGCACUGGAUCAAAGAAGGGAGACAACGGUUUCUGUCCAGACCUGUUUUUCCUGGAGCUGCUGCUGGUCACACCUUGCAGGUAUCGUCCAAUCAAUCGGCUGGGUGACCAGAUGUUCACCAACGGUCAGACAGUCAACAUGCAGGCCGUCAUGAAGGACUGUGGAGUCAUCAGGAAGCUGCUGGCUCUGAUAGCGGGGGAGAAAAACACAGAGGAGGCAGAGGCUCCAGAAGAGACAGACCAGACUUUUCUAGCUGCGGUGCCUGGACGUACAUUAACAGAUAAACUCUACAACAUGUGGAUCCGCCUGCAGAGCCACGUUAACAUUGUUUUUGACAGUGACAUGGACAAACUGAUGACAGAGAAAUACCCUGGAAUCAGACAGAUCCUUGAGAAGAAGGAAGGAUUGUUCCGGAAACACAUGAUGGGCAAACGAGUGGACUAUGCUGCCAGAUCUGUCAUCUGUCCAGACAUGUACAUAGGAACCAACGAGAUAGGAAUACCAAUGGUUUUUGCCACCAAGCUGACCUACCCUCAGCCAGUCACUCCGUGGAACGUGAAGGAGCUUCGUCAGGCCGUCAUUAAUGGACCCAACGUCCACCCCGGAGCCUCCAUGGUGAUAAACGAGGAUGGCAGGAGGACCAUCCUUUCAGCUGCCAACCUCGCACAGAGAGAGGCGGUCGCCAAGGAGCUGCUGACACCUUCUCCAGGUCCACAUAAGAUGCCCAUGAAGAUAGUGAAUCGUCAUAUCAAGAAUGGAGAUGUUUUGUUGCUGAACAGACAACCAACUCUGCACAGACCGUCCAUACAGGCCCACUGUGCUCGCAUCUUACCAGGAGAGAAGGUUUUAAGGCUCCAUUAUGCCAACUGCAAGGCGUACAACGCUGACUUUGAUGGGGAUGAAAUGAACGCUCACUUCCCUCAGAGUGAGCUGGGCAGAGCAGAGGCCUACAUGUUAGUCAGCACUGACCAGCAGUACCUCGUCCCCAAGGAUGGUAAACCCUUGGCGGGUCUGAUCCAGGACCACAUGGUGUCGGGAACAAAGAUGACCAUACGAGGCUGCUUCUUCACCAGAGACCAGUACACUGAGCUGGUGUACAGAGGACUGACUGACAGACCAGGCAGAGUGAAGCUGCUGCCUCCAGCCAUCCUCAAACCACAGCGACUGUGGACAGGAAAACAGGUGGUGUCUACGCUGCUGCUGAAUGUAAUCCCAGAGAAAGCGGUGCCUCUUAACCUGGUUGGCAAAUCAAAAAUCCCCAGCAAAGCCUGGAUCCAAGUCCCACCACGAGCUGCUCCAGGAUACAAACCGGACAGCAUGUGUGACUCACAGGUGGUGAUCCGUCAGGGCGAGCUGUUAGUUGGUGUUCUGGACAAAGCUCACUACGGCUCCUCGGCUUACGGUUUGGUCCACUGCUGCUACGAGCUGUAUGGAGGGGAGACCAGCGGCAAACUGCUCAGCUGCCUGGCUCGACUCUUCACCGCCUACCUGCAGCUGUACAGAGGCUUCACCCUGAGUGUGGAGGACAUUUUGGUGAAACCGGGCGCCAACAAGCGGAAAAAAAUCAUUGAAGAAUCAUUGAAGUUCGGCACCAAAGCCCUGCAGGUAGCGUUCAACCUGCCUUCUAAUGUGGAUCAAGCUGAGGCCCAGAGUCGCUGGCAGGACGCCCACCUCAACCCAGACCAGAGAGACUUCAGCAUGGCCGACCACAAGUUCAAAGAAGUAGCCAACCAAGUGAACAACGAUAUCAACAAGGUGUGUAUGCCAGCCGGUCUGCACACCUCUUUCCCAGACAACAACCUCCAGCUGAUGGUCCAAUCAGGAGCCAAGGGAUCUACAGUGAACACGAUGCAGAUCUCGUGUCUCCUCGGUCAGAUUGAAUUGGAGGGCCGGAGGCCUCCUCUGAUGCCUUCUGGCAAAUUCUUGCCUUGUUUCCAGCCGUACGAUCCUGCACCAGGUGCUGGAGGCUUUGUUUCUGGCAGAUUCCUCACAGGCAUCAAACCACAGGAGUAUUUCUUCCACUGUAUGGCCGGUAGAGAAGGGCUGGUCGACACAGCUGUGAAAACAUCAAGAUCAGGAUAUCUGCAGAGAUGUGUGAUUAAGCAUCUGGAAGGCUUGGUGGUGCAGUACGAUCUGACAGUGAGGGACAGUGAUGGAUCUGUGGUGCAAUUCCUGUACGGUGAAGAUGGAUUGGACAUCCCCAAGACUCAGUUCCUGCAGCCACGACAGUUUCCCUUCAUAGAGGACAACUAUGAGGUCAUCAGGCGGUCUCAGGGUCUGGAUGAGGUUUUGGCCCGUUUCGACCCGCAGACUGCCAGCAGCCACUUUGCAGCCAUCCAGCGAUGGAAAGCAAAGAGAGAGGUGGCCUGUCCACGGAGAGGAGCGUUCCUGCUGUUUUCUCAGAAGAAGUUGGCAAAACUAAAACAGACUGAACAAGAAGCUCCGCCCGGCUCCACCAGAGAUCCUGCUGUACUUCAGCUCCUACAGCAGUGGCGUGAUCUGGAUGAAGCCGGCAGGUCAAAGUACAGCAGGAAGUCCUCCCGCUGCCCUGAGCCCUCGCUGGGCUUGUUUAAGCCCGAUGUCUGCUUUGGAUCAGUGUCUGAAAACUUCCACGACAUCACAGAGAAGUACCUGCAGAACAGAGGCAGUAUGAGUGAAGACAGCGUGGACACACACAGCCUUCGCCAGCUGCUGCACUACAAGUGGCAGCGUUCUCUGUGUGAUCCGGGUGAAGCCGUUGGUCUGCUGGCUGCUCAGUCCAUUGGAGAACCCUCCACCCAGAUGACCCUCAACACCUUCCACUUCGCUGGCAGAGGAGAGAUGAACGUCACUCUGGGAAUUCCUCGACUGAGAGAGAUCCUGAUGGUGGCGAGCUCCAACAUUAAAACCCCCAUGAUGAGCAUCCCAGUGCUGAACAACAAGAAGGCCUUGAAGAGAGCAAAGACACUGCGUAAAAAACUUACCAGAGUGUGUCUGGCUGAGGUGCUGCAGAAGGUGGAUGUGCUGGAAAAUUUGCGGAUUGAAAACCAUCGAAAGCUGCGGAUGUUUAAAGUGACGUUCCAUUUCCUGCCAGCAGACCGUUACAGUGAGGACAAGCUGUUAUCGCCUCACCAGAUCCUCCACUACAUGGAAACAAGGUUUUUCCGUCUCCUUCUCGAAGCCAUUAAGAAGCGCUCUGCCAAGCUGGCCUCCAUCGCCGUGGAGACGAGGAAAGCCACCCCCAGAGAUACGGACGCCGAUGGUGAAGGAACAGCUGAGGCAGCAGGGGUGGAUGAUGGAGACGGAGAAGAGGAGAGAGAGAUUGUUGAUGAUGAGGGGAAUGAAGGAGACGCUGAUGCUUCAGAUGCCAAGAGAAGAGACAAACAGGAAGAGGAGGUCGACUAUGAAAGUCAGGACGAGGACGAAGGUGACCAUGAUGACGAUGAAGAGGAUCAGAUAGAGAAGACGGAGGAGAACUCAGAGACGAACACUGUGGAGGAGCCUCAGCCAGAGUCUGCAGGAGUGAGAGCCAAAAGGAGGAAUAAAAAAGAGAAAACAGUGGCAGGAGGAGAGACUCUGGAUCAGAUGAGAGUGACCUCUGUUCUGGUCUCAAACUCUGCGAUAGAGGGAUACUGCUACGAUCACCAGCAUGAGCUCUGGUGUGAGGUUGACCUGGUGCUGCCGGUGAGCAAUGUGCACUUCGACCUGGCCUCAGUCCUGUCAACGCUGGCCCAGAACGCAGUCAUCAUGGAGACCAAGGGGCUGACGCGCUGCCUGCUGAGCGAAACUACAACCAAAAAUGGUGAAAAAGAGACAAUUCUCAACACAGAGGGCAUCAACAUGCACGAGAUAUUCAAGUACAGCGACAUCUUGGACCUCAACCGGCUGUACUCCAACGAGGUCCACGCCAUGGCUAAAACCUACGGGAUUGAAGUGGCUCUGAAGGUCAUAGAGAAGGAGAUCAAAGAUGUCUUUGCUGUUUAUGGUAUCGAGGUUGACCCCAGACAUUUGUCGCUGGUAGCUGACUACAUGUGCUUUGAAGGUGCAUAUAAGCCCCUAAACCGCCACGCCAUCGGAUCAAACUCUUCUCCUCUGCAGCAGAUGACCUUUGAGACCAGUUACAAGUUCCUCAAACAGGCCACCAUGCUGGGUUCACAUGAUCAGCUGGUGUCACCUUCAGCCUGCCUGGUGGUGGGGAAGGUGGUGAAAGGAGGAACAGGACUGUUUGAACUGAAACAACCUCUUCAGUAGGAGGAGACGUAACGCAGUCGCAUGAGAAGUGGUAUGAUCGCACUUCUGCUGAGCUGCUUCCCUGAUAAAGACUAAACCUUAACUUUUUUUUAUCACAGUUUGUACUCAGUGUGAUGUCUUACCAAAUGUGCUUUCAGAAAAUACCAGACUUAUCUGAUUUGAAAAUGAAUGUAACUGACAGAUAGUUAAGUUUUCUUUUUAGAUCACUGAGCUGUAACUGUAUCAUACUGUAAAAAAUAUGCAAAGCUAGAGUUUACAGCACAGAAAAUCAACACAAUAGACACACAGGGUUUCAUUCUUCCAAGCAAAAAUCUGUUUAAAAAAAACAACCAAAUCCAUUAUUUUUGUUUCUAUUUAAUAAUAAAAUGAAAAUUUUGUAUAAAAACUGUA